Pelobates cultripes (western spadefoot toad) is the source of this 4774-nucleotide messenger RNA. NCBI's taxonomy places the organism in Eukaryota, Metazoa, Chordata, Amphibia, Anura, Pelobatidae. The record is from the annotation of a GenBank genome assembly.
CUGGCCGCCAAGCUGGAUGGACGUGGAGCACCUCGGCUCCCCAGUGAAACCUGAUAACCAGCCUCAAACUAUCCCUUCUUACGUCCAUAACCCCAUGCCGCUACCAGAAGACAUGUGGAACCCAAGCAGCAACCUCCGGUACAAUUAUCAGCUCCCGUCCUGCCGGCGGCACCGACCGAUGGGCUGAUGGGUUUGCGGCCUGCUGUGAGGCUCUGGCGGGAGAAACGGACGAUCUCCCGUGCUUAGUCCGGCGGGACCUCUCCCACGCCUACUGAGGGCCCCGUUCUCCCCCCCUAUGGGCCGGUGGGGGUUAUCCCGGUCCCCACCAGGGACGCAGUGCUCAAUAAUAGCAUCUGGGCAGUGAAGAAAGCAGCCUGGGACCGCAUGGCAAAAACCAAGAUGGCCGCCGCGUCUACCACAAGCUGGAGAGCUGGGGCUGUAGCAACUGAGCAACUGCUGGGUACCAUCUGAAGCCGGUGCCGAUCAGACAACUGCACGCUGGCAACAAGCCGCAGACAAACAAAGCAAUCUCCGUGUCCACCCUGACCAUCGGACAACUCCAAUGGUAACAACUCACCACGCAAACAGAGAAUAAUUUCGGCUCGCUACAGAGAGCAUCGUCCACACCACCUGAGGUAUCGCCCCCCCCCACCCACUGUCACUGGUGUGUCUGUGUGGACUGUUUCAGGACUCUGAACCUAACUAUACCUGUGGGGAUGAUGGACAUGGGGCGCGGGCUCUACUCUCUGCCUGGGGUUGGUGCCAGCAGUCACACAGGACCGGACACAUCCAUAACAUGAGCUACACCAGACCCAAUCCCAGCUAAGACACCGGCCGAUCCAGUACAGCCACAGGAGCGACUAGGCGGAUGCCUACCACAUUUGCACCCAACUACUGUAUAUUCUUUAUUAUCUCAUUAAUAACUUCAUUCUGUGUUUAAUACAGUAGAUGUUAACUCUGCAGCUCCCCACUGACAGCGCCUAGGCCUCUUAAGCCUGCACAUAUACCCUCCCUGGCAAGCCCAGUGCCCCAAGGUCCCUUGGAGGUUAAACCAUGCCAUGUAAUUACACGUCAGUACGUACCUACACUUAAUCUAUGUCGGACCUGUCCAACCUGGCUAGUCGGUCACAAACCCAGAAAGUGGCAUCACAUGACACUUGAUAAUCCCAGGGAGCAGGGAGUUUAACCCAGUUCCCCUAAUAUCAUCUACACAGCGAGUGUCAACCAGAGGAAUCUUAGCAUGUCCACUUAACUACUACGGUCUCACAUAGCCAUGUCUGACUAGCCACGCAGGUCACCACACUAAAUGUACACAUCUCUCGUGAAAUCUAUUAGGCUAACCCAUGUCUAUGCUACCCUGUUUUGCCCAACACUUGUUUGAAUGCCUUGACAACUUCUCUGAUAAGCCGGUUUAAUUUCUUUUGCAUAAACAAAAAAAGCGCAACAAAUCACCUUUACCACUAUGUCACCGUAUUAACUCAUGUAACCUGUUAAAUGUCAUAACCUCACAAUGUAUCUGACAAUGCGCUUCAAAAAUAAAUUAUAAAAAAAAACAAAAAAAACAUUCCAGCAUGUCACAAUCUAAUUGACGGGAAUUUGACGCUAGUAACCCAUGGUUGAAAGAGAGUCUCUGUAAAGAAGAGUCAAAAAUCAAUGGGAGGGAGAGGGGUGAGGGCAAGGGUUGACACUCAUGGCAUCAAGACAUGCUCUGUUUGAGCUUCUCACCUGGCCUUCCCUUUUGCCUCGCUUUCAGCCAUCCAGUGCUCCAAAUCUGUUCCUAGUGGAGACUCACCAGAUACUUGACCUUGCAGGAACACACUUCACCAGAGAAAUAUUACAAUCUCUGACUGAGGUAAAGACUUACCUGGCAGGGGAUAUAGAGAGAUCUGCAAGGGAGGUCAAGGCGCAAAUUGAAGUUGUGGGGACCCACAAUGACAUAUUAGAAAGACACAUGGAAUCUGUGGUUAUCGCUCAUAAUGGAACUGCUACACUCACCAACACCUUACUAAGAGAUGACAGUUAAAGAUAUAUCAAAUCGUUGGAGGAACAAAUUGAGGUUACGGGGCCUACCUGAAACUGUCCCAGACACAGAUCUUACACAGGUGCAUCUAUAGUGCUUUAAGGCAGCUUUACCAGAUAUCACUGAGCGCUUUACAGUGUGUAUAGAGCCCUGCACGCAAAGGCAGACCGCUAAGAAAUGUCAAUACUACGUUUCCACCACUAUACCACCAAGGACUAAAACAUUGCAGAGAUAACCCCUACACGGAUACAGGGAUGACACUACAAUUGCAACAUAGCACCAACCAUGUUACUGCAUAGGAGGCAAAUGGAAGCCCAUAACAAACUUCGUUAAAGUCAACAUUCUUAAGUUUGCAUGGGGUUUCCCUCUCAGGAUAAUGGUCAAGAGGCCACAUCCAUCUAUACUAGUACCAAACACCUAUCAAUUCACGUUCCUAACAGGUCAGGGAAUAGAGGUAGAGGGGCCUGAGGGAUUUGACUCCGGACAGAGGACCUAAGGGGCUGGGUAUGGAUGCUGAGCCAGGAGCAACGCCAAUGAAGACGCCUCAUGAAGGAUCCCUACAAUCAUAUAGCAGGAGGCAAAACUAAGUCUCUGCUGCAGAUUGCAGUUCAUAUCAUUUGACUUAACUGUUUCAAAGACUAAUUCUAUGUGCUAAUGUUUUUUUUGGUGAUGUCUGGUUCCAGGAAAGACCAUGGAUGGAUAUGGCAAGUAAUGCAAUGAGUGUACUAAAAGAUAAAAAAAUAAAAAAAAAAUUUCCUCACUAAGAGGCAUCCUCCACAGUUGGGCUAAGACUUUUAUAUGGCACUCUUAUGCUCACUGUGGCGGUAUACCCAUGAGUAGCUGGGUUACUACCGCUUUAGUAUUCCCUUCCCUUAGUGUUGAAGCUCUAAAGUGAUUAAGCUCUCUUGCAGAGGGUAUAUCGGUCUCACCUAAACACUAGCAGAGACUUUGUGAAUGGUGAAAGUGAACUGAUUUUAUUGAGCAAAGGCACAGGAAUAUAUACCGAGAUAAUUGAGUCAGCUCUCUGUUAAAAUAUCUCCUGGAUACAGACAGCGCAAUACAAAAUUACCCAAAACACAUCAUAUAACAGAGCACACCCACAAGUCCUAUAUCCUCGGAAAGGUUUCUCUGGAGCGUCCAUAUCCCCAAAAAAAGGUCUCUCUGGAGUGCCUAAAAACUACCUGGAUCGGAUGUAGCUAGCCCGAGUUAAAUGGAAGUGCUAAGUUCAGGGGGACGCGGCAAGCCUCUGAGCCGGCGCAGAGUUCCAGAGUGCUGGGUUGAGUUCCCCGGUCACAUAAAAACACAGCAUUUUCCAUGAGUGCAUGGAGCUCCCCCACUGGUGUCAUUCGAUGCCUCACCACCUCCUCCAUAAAUCCUCCAAAAAGCACCCUGAUUGAUGGUCCUGGGACUGAGCGCGCUCUGAUUUGAGAUUUAAGUGACUCUGUGGUCUGCUUUAGAGUUCCAGAGAUCAGGGUUAUUCCCAGUCAGGCACGCCAUGCCUCAGCGGCCCCUUGGCUGGUGAAAGGUGACUCCAGGGCUGAUAGAAAGGGACGCUCUGCUGAGGGGUUAACAUAUAGUGAACAUAGCCCUUUGAGAGAGGGGUGGUGGUUGGUGAGACAUGUAUUCUGCUUAAAUGACCUGAGGGUUCAUUACACCCACAUCAGAGAUACGUCAAGGCCCCCAUCAUAAGGGGCAUACCGGCAUAGGGUGGUUGGGGGGGACACGGCCCUAGGCUACAGCUUGUAACAAACUUCAUGGCAUUUGAUACUCUAAUGUGCCUAGUAUAAACCUUGUGAUUGGAAAGUGAAACACUUCAUACCAUAACAUAUAUAGAAAAAACAAUAUAUGACAAAUCUAUUAUGACAAGGGUAAAUACAAAUCUAUUUCUGAUUCAGUAUAUAUGAAUCUUUAUUGGAGGAUGGUCGGGGAUACACAUCUGCAUUAAACAGCAAUAAGAGAGGAAGGACCUGACAUCUCUAUAACCCCCUAAAAAGUUUGUAAUCACAAAAGGCUCAUCGAAGAUUACCAGAAGGAGCAAAAACAUGUUUCCACAAAAUAGGUGUUAGAAGUGGGGGUGGGAAUAGAGGUUGAACCAGGAUCAUAAGAGGUUAUUAGGCAUUUAGGCACUAUAUUGCAAAGAUUAACUUUGUGUUACCGGAAGCUUUAAGAAGGGGAAGGUGAAAACUUCAUAUCUUGGGAGCAGCCCUCAGCGGCUGGAUAUCCUCCAGCUGUAGGUCUGGAAGGGCGGGGUCCCAUCUCCCAAAUGAUCCAGCAUCGAAUAAGCCCAGGGACGUGGUUUGAUAUGUUUCUUAUGGUUGGUGCGCUUUUUCUUCUUCAUAUUUAUACUCUUUUCACUGUAUAUCUUUCACUUUCCUGUCUUCACUUGCUUCCUGACGCACACUGCGUCUGGACAUAAGCUAAAAUACUGAGCCAAAGUCAUGUCUAAUUCUGAUUCGGUUACUUUCUCAAGGAGGUCAGAGUGAAUCAGGGUCGGCCAAAUGUGAGUCCCAUGUCAUGCUCUCACUACACAUAUUUGCACCAUGACACAAGAUAACAUCCCUAAAUGCUAAUGGACUAAAUGUACCCAACAAACACAGAUUACUACGAAUAGAACUAAAAAGGCAGAGGGCAGACAUAGUCUUCAUUCAGGAGACGCACUUACCCCUGUCCUCUAAGAUACAUUUAACAGAUCAAGUGUAUGAGAUUUACAGAUUUCUUUUCCACAAACACAACACUGGGAAUGCAGUGGGUCAG